Molecule: messenger RNA, 1443 nt
Organism: Salvelinus namaycush (lake trout)
Lineage: Eukaryota; Metazoa; Chordata; Actinopteri; Salmoniformes; Salmonidae
Product: proline-rich extensin-like protein EPR1
Exons: 2
Coding region: 1-1443 (480 amino acids)
Source: RefSeq, a predicted model, not a curated record
AUGGAUCCACUUUCUGCAAAAAUCUCACUCCUAACGGUCCAUAAUCAUUUCUGGUUUGUUCAUCGGGGCAAAGCUAGGAAGUCUCCGCCACACCUGUUGCCACAGCCUACAGACUCCCUAGCUUCCUCCCCAGCCAACAGACUCCCUCCCUUCCUCCCCACCCUAGACUCCCUACCUUCCUCCCCAGCCUACCUUUCUCCCCACCCUACAGACUCCCUACCUUCCUCCCCAGCCUACAGACUCCCUACCUUCCUCCCCAGCCUACAGACUCACCUACCUUCCUCCCCAGCCUACAGACUCCCUCCCUUCCUCCCCACCCUACAGACUCCCUACCUUCCUCCCCAGCCUACAGACUCCCUACCUUCCUCCCCAGCCUACAGACUCUCUACCUUCCUCCCCAGCCUACAGAGUCCUACCUUCCUCCCUAGCCUACAGACUCCCUACCUUCCUCCCCAGCCUACAGACUCCUACCUUCCUCCCCAGCCUACAGACUCCCUACCUUCCUCCCCAGCCUACAGACUCCCUACCUUCCUCCCCAGCCUACAGACUCCUACCUUCCUCCCCAGCCUACAGACUCCCUACCUUCCUCCCCAGCCUACAGACUCCCUACCUUCCUCCCCAGCCUACAGACCCCCUACCUUCCUCCCCACCCUACAGACUCCCUACCUUCCUCCCCAGCCUACAGACUCCCUACCUUCCUCCCCAGCCUACAGACUCUCUACCUUCCUCCCCAGCCUACAGACUCCCUACCUUCCUCCCCAGCCUACAGACUCCCUACCUUCCUCCCCAGCCUACAGACUCCCUACCUUCCUCCCCAGCCUACAGACUCCCUACCUUCCUCCCCAGCCUACAGAGUCCUACCUUCCUCCCCAGCCUACAGACUCCUACCUUCCUCCCCAGCCUACAGACUCCCUACCUUCCUCCCCAGCCUACAGACCCCCUACCUUCCUCCCCAGCCUACAGACUCCCUACCUUCCUCCCCAGCCUACAGAGUCCUACCUUCCUCCCCAGCCUACAGACUCCUACCUUCCUCCCCAGCCUACAGACUCCCUACCUUCCUCCCCAGCCUACAGACCCCCUACCUUCCUCCCCAGCCUACAGACUCCCUACCUUCCUCCCCAGCCUACAGACUCCCUACCUUCCUCCCCAGUCUACAGACUCCCUACCUUCCUCCCCAGCCUACAGACCCCCUACCUUCCUCCCCAGCCUACAGACUCUCUACCUUCCUCCCCAGCCUACAGACUCCCUACCUUCCUCUCCACCCUACAGACUCCCUACCUUCCUCCCCAGCCUACCUUCCUCCCCACCCUACAGACUCCCUACCUUCCUCCCCAGCCUACCUUUCUCCCCACCCUACAGACUCCCUACCUUCCUCCCCAGCCUACAGACUCCCUACCUUCCUCCCCAGCCUACAGACUCCUACCUUCCUCACCUACAGACUAG